Messenger RNA from Mercenaria mercenaria, 879 nucleotides. RefSeq lists its product as uncharacterized. Bases 1 to 879 code for a protein of 292 amino acids. Lineage: Eukaryota; Metazoa; Mollusca; Bivalvia; Venerida; Veneridae. Gene Ontology annotation, molecular function: protein binding. The transcript has 5 exons. The record is from RefSeq and is a predicted model, not a curated record.
AUGUUAGUGGACAGAGCAGUAAUUACAAACGUAGAACUAGAAAAGAAAAACAAUGCAUUCAAAGGAUCAAUGCGAUGUGUGUAUGACACUGAUCCGGCUGGUUUCGAAAUAGGUAGUAGGUCUGGACAACAUCUACAAGAAUGUGAACAUUUCAGCUGCCCCAUGAACACAGUUAAAUGUCCUCGAAGCUUCUGCUUACCAAUGAAGUUUAUAUGUGACGGAAAGAUACAAUGUCCUGGUGGCCAGGACGAGGAGGAAUGUGGCUGCAAGGAUGCAAAUCGUGAAGUUGUCCUUCUUUACGAGGAUCUUAAAAGCAAAGAGGAACGUCGUACAAUAAGGAAAAUUGCGACUCAGUUUUAUACACCUAACAGCGUUGUUAGAGAGCUUCGCUACAAAGUAACAACUCGUCCAGACAAGUUAGAAUUUGAUCAUCGUUUCCUGGAUAUAUCUGAUACAGUAAUUAAUCCACACAGCUCCAUAAAUAGAGAGUUUACUUGCAGUUACUCUGUACUGGCAUCGGACUUGAUCAACAGAAUUGAAUUUUCGAAAAAUGACGCAAGAGGAAUUUUAUUUUUUCAAAAAAGUAAUGAUACAGACAUUCUUGCAGAGAUGAUAUUUGCAAAAAUAAAGUCAAAGCCAGAAUUUCUGAUAUACAGAAUUAUACAGGAUCCAUUUUAUAUGAAAUGGAAAUCAUUCCCAACCGUUACAGAUAUAAAAGUAAAAUCAUGGGAUAAUCUGGCUGCAGAUGGAGCUAAAUACUUUUCGGAAUUAUGCAAAGAAGCAGCAAUAGUACUUUGUCCAAACGAAUAUAAAUGUUCAGCAAGUAAGACGUGCAUUCCAUUGGAGCAAGAACACUGGACUGCGAAAAAUACUUCUUAG